CCUGUUGCAACUUCCUCGAUGUUUGCCUAAAGUUGGCCGAUUCGGUUCCUUUCGAAUACCGCGUAUUGGUGCUACUUGGAAAAAGCCGUUUGCAUCCGAGCGGCAGACUACUUAAACAUCGCCAGGAGACACCGCGCACUACAUCGAAGUGGCACGACAUCGUAAACUUCAUUACCUAUACUGUGUAUUCAGAGUAUAAUAUCUACUGUCAUCAUUUGAACGAGCAAGCAGCUGAAAAUAAACAGUUAACUUCAUCAUAAUCAUCAGCAACCUAAAGGAUACAAUACGCCAACUAAUUUUACAGGCCUUUUACAAGAAGAAACGACAAAAGAUGGCUGGCAAACAAGUGGUGCCCGUGAUUUCCAAAGAGAUUACCAUCGACGGCGAGCUAUAUAGUUUGGAGAUUGUUCCCAAAGCUUCAACCCAAUUGGUCGUGAAGCAGAGGAAUGCAUUGUCUGCUGAUCUUGAUCUACCAGGACUGGUAGAGGAUCUACAGAAACUUGGUAGUUUUGUCAGAGUUGCCUUCUACGGUGUUACCGGACACACUCAACUGCAGAUCAAGGUCCAAAAACUUGGGUUUACUGUUGCAAAACUGUGCCAGGAGUCUGACAUAACGGUCGUCCUUUUCAAGAAGGCUUGCACGGAAGUAAUCGACACUCUCCAAUCGACCUAUGAAUACCUUCUGGAUGGCUUCGAGGAUAUUGCCGUUGAUAACCUGAAGGCGUUAGCAGAGGUAGCUAAGAAGAUGGCCGACGCUUCUGAUAAGCUGACGAAUGAGUUUAAAACGGCUACUGGUAUGGUCGAAGCCACUCUCGAAGACACUAUGACUGAGAAAGGGAAUCAAGAGAAUGAGAAGAAGAAGGCCCAGGACAAGCAAAAGGAGGAGGAAACGAAAGCAGAGCAAGAGAAGAUAAAGCAGAAAGGCGCAGAAGAGGCCGAAGCGUGCAAGCGAGCAGAGUAUUCGUCAUCUGCGAGGAGAGAAGAUCAAGCUGAAUCCAACCUAAAUGAAGCGAUGAGGGUCAACCGUGAUAGGUCCUUCUUCGACCGUAUUUUCCGAUCGAUGAAUGGGGAAAUCUGUCAAAAACGUGACAUACUUAAGGAAGCGAGGGAAGAACGUCUUAAGACCCUUCGAGAGAUCGAUAGACAGAGAGAGGAGAAGCUUAAAGCCACACUCGAGCUUAAGAACUGUGUCUUGAGGAUGCAGCAAGCUAAGGCCGGGGAAAGUCUCUCCGAGGCCGCCAUUAACGCACUCCACGGUGCUCAAAGUGCCUUGAAAGCGAUCACAGUCAUUAUGAUACAGGCGUCAAAGUUCUGGAGACUUAUGCAUGAACAUUGUAAGCAGAUGGGCAACGAACAGAUGGUCGACAAGAUCGAGAAGCAGAUGAACAAACCGGAAGCGAUAAGGUUGAAGCUGUGGGGAUCGAAGCCGUUUAUAAAAGAAGGCGUGCAGUGUUAUGCAAAAUGGGUCGCCCUUGAAGACGUUUGCACAACCUACCGGGAUCAGAUCAGGGGAGUGGAGGGCCAAUUGUACACGUAUCUGAAAGAGAACCCCACAACGGAAGAGGCAAGGCAAGAGGUCCCGGCGAUGGCGAUGGCUCUGAAGGACGAUUUGGAAAAGGCUAUCGCAAAGAUGAACAAGGAGGCUAUCGAGGAUAAGAAGGAAAUGAAUAAGGCAAGCAAGGAAACUGAGGAAGAGAAGGAAACAGAUUAAAACUGCGGGAAGGCUUCGGAAAGUUAUAGGACACGUGCAUAUUCAUUAUAGUGUCUCAUCUUGACUCUCGGCAAUGCUUUCAUGUGCUUACAUGUACGUUAGCUUUCAGACAAUGUGCGUCAAGCACGCAGUCGAGAUAUACAUACUUAUAUACGGGGAACCUCUGAAAAUUCAGAGAGUACAGAGCCUACGUGUAUUACGCAGGUUAAAAAUGGAUGCUUAGGUCAGGUUUCAGUGUCAGCUUGGUAUUGGUCAUCCUGAGGAAAUCAGGGGUUAAUGUUUAUUUUUGGAGAAUUAGAUGGUCUCAAUUGACAGCAAUUUUUCACUUGGAAAUUUUUACUAAAAAACGAGUUUCUGUAUAUGCUCAUUGUUAAAUUAGAACCAAUAAAGCUUGACAAUCGUAUACUU
Lineus longissimus is the source of this 2119-nucleotide messenger RNA. RefSeq lists its product as uncharacterized. The coding region runs from base 332 to 1711 and encodes 459 amino acids. The record is from RefSeq and is a predicted model, not a curated record. The transcript is spliced from 3 exons. NCBI's taxonomy places the organism in Eukaryota, Metazoa, Nemertea, Pilidiophora, Heteronemertea, Lineidae.